GUGUUUCAUAAAGCUGUUCGUAAGUGCCAGAGUUGUGCGUAAGUGCCCUGAGUUGUGCGUAAGUGCCCAGAGUUGUGCGUAAGUACUCCGAGUUGUGCGUAAGGUUGUGCGUAAAGUCGUGCGUAAAGAUACGAACAACUCGGUCCGUUUCAUAAAGGUUUGAGUUGUGCGUAAGUCCAAAAAGUCAUGCGUAACUUUACGAUAGGUUUGGGCUGUUCUUAACUUCAAGAGGUUGUUCGUAAAGUUGUGCGUAAGUGCAGUCAUAGUCAUAGCAACAAAAUGGCUGCAAGAAGGAGGAGGGUUUUCCUGCCAAGAGAGGAUCCAUUUGAUGGCCUGGAUGACAGGAAAAUCAAGAAAGCUUAUCGGUUUACGAGGAAUGGGAUCCUGCACAUUGUAGACAUCAUAAGGGCAGACUUGGAGCACAGAACUCAUCGAAAUAGAGCAUUGCCAGUGCUACUCCAAGUCUGCAUUGCUCUAAUGUACUAUGCUGGGGGCACGUUGCUGUACCAAAUCGCACGUGCCCACAAAGUGAGCAAUGCUUCCGUGAGUAGGUGUAUUCGGAAUGUGACGUUGGCACUAGUUCGACGAAGAAGCGAGUUCAUCAAAUUCCCUACCGGAGCUGAGGCUGAUCGGGUGAAGAAUGAUUUCUUCGUGAUAGCAGGUUUCCCGAGUGUUUUGGGAGCUGUGGAUUGCACGCACGUCGGCUUGAAUUCUGCAGUUCUCGGGGAAAACGAAGCAAUUUACGUGAACAGAAAGUUUCGGCACUCCAUAAAUGUGCAGAUGGUUUGCGACGCAAAAUACGUCAUUACCAACGUCGUCGCAAGAUGGCCCGGAUCAGUCCAUGAUGCACGAAUCCUUAACAUGAGCCACCUUGGAGAGUUUCUGCAAAACAGAAGGGAAAGUGGUUAUCUCUUGGGAGACAGUGGCUACCCCCUAAGACGAUGGAUUCAAACCCCAUUUGGUCAAGACAAAGAUGACACACCUGCGAAGAAAGCCUAUAACAGGGCACAUGCACGGACACGAUGUUUGAUUGAAAUGACGUUUGGACAGCUGAAAAACAAGUUCAGGUGCUUGAAGGGGCAUGGGAUGCAGAUGGAACCAAGGAGAGUCUGUGAUGUUGUUGUUGCAUGUGCAGUCUUGUACAACAUAGCUAAGUUAUUAAAUGAACCACCAGACGAAGAAGAAGAAGCGGAUCAACAGCCUGAAAAUGAAGAGGGAAGAAAUGAUGAAGUCAAUGUGGAAGAAAAUGAUGAUCAUGAGUACCAGGUUGGCCAGAUGGUACAAAUGGAUAUUGUUAAUGAUUUCUUUACAUAG
Molecule: messenger RNA, 1314 nt
Organism: Lytechinus variegatus (green sea urchin)
Lineage: Eukaryota; Metazoa; Echinodermata; Echinoidea; Temnopleuroida; Toxopneustidae
Product: putative nuclease HARBI1
Exons: 4
Coding region: 280-1314 (344 amino acids)
Source: RefSeq, a predicted model, not a curated record